Molecule: messenger RNA, 1236 nt
Organism: Rhipicephalus sanguineus (brown dog tick)
Lineage: Eukaryota; Metazoa; Arthropoda; Arachnida; Ixodida; Ixodidae
Exons: 4
Coding region: 1-1236 (411 amino acids)
Source: RefSeq, a predicted model, not a curated record
AUGACCUACAAGACUCAUCUCGACUUCACGAAGACCUGCCGGGAGAUGAACGUAGUACCACGAAGUCUUCAGCUUAAACGCUUAGUGCACACGGCGGAGGGCAACAAGAUCAUCGCAAAAGCCGAACAACGCCUGCUAAACGCCCGAAUCCAUGAAUGCCACAGCGUGUUCAAGAAGGAAUUAGACCUGUUUUUCCUCCGACGGCAGCUUCGAUAUCGACUGCCCAACGUCUUUCCGUCUUUGGAGGAAUUUGCUCGAAAUGUGGCGGCAACAACAGCUCGGAAGCAGCAACUCUCCCCUACCGAGCAUAGCGUGCUGGCCAAGAGAUACAACUUCAACGUGACCACGGCGCAUCCGUCACUACCAAGGAUCAUUGCGGCUACGGAGGAAGGCAUAAGACGACUUGACAACGGCAUUCGAGAAAAUGUCCGUCUCAAGGCCAUCGGCGUACUAUCAAAAAUAGGAAAGCGCCGUGAGCACAACAUAUCGAGGAAGGAGAAUAAUGCGAUCCGUUCACUCCGAAAUGAUGAGAACAUUGUCAUCCCCCCGGCCGACAAGGGCAACGCAAUGGUCGUGCUCGAUAGGGAGGCGUACAGCGACCAAGUGCGUGAUCUCCUUCACAGCCCGGCCUAUGAAACGCUGGCGAAAGACCCCACAUCGAGAGUCCAAAGGGAACUGAACAAGCUCCUGGCGGAUAUCUUUAAGAGGUACCUGGAGGCAAGAACCACCAACCUCCAGCUUAUCUGCCGGAGCGGCUCUGCACCAGGAUUUUAUGGGCUUCCCAAGAUCCACAAGCCCACCGUCCCGCUCCGUCCUAUCGUGGAUUUUACAUCUCCACUCCGUGCGCUGUCCAAGUACCUACACCGGACUCUGGCGCCGCUCAGUGUGCCCAUAGCGCUAGCAGUGUCCUGGGCACGAGCGGCUUUGAAGGAAGAUAAACUCUUCGGCGAAAGAAGCUGCCUAAGCAUCGACGAACUGUGUCGUCUGCUGGAGUAUUGCCUCAAGGGGACAUACUUCAGCGUCAAGGGGAUCUUCUACAGACAAGCCAGCGGGACCGCGAUGGGGGCGGUGAUCUUCGUUACAGCUGCUAACCUCACAAUAGAGCACAUAGAAGAAACGGCACUACGCUCCUUUAUUGACAAGCCGAAAGUGUUUGUGAGGUGUUCUGUGGUUAUGUCCGGCAGCCGCCUGGGACCCAGCAGCAGGCGCCGCCGGAGUGGCGGUGGCUAUGGCUAA